UCCUGCAUCGACGGGAGCCGUCAGUACGAAACGACACCUCUGACAGAGGAACUCGGUUCUCGGUCUCUUCAUCCGAGCUACAACAUGCAUCUCUUGCUACACUUUGUCUAGCUUUACGCGUGAGAUAAUAUCGAAGAAAGUAUCAGGUGAUAAAAGUCCCUUGUGUGCAGAUAUUCCGUAUCCCUGCAUAUUUGCAAUUGCAAUAUUGAUAAACAUUGUUUUGCUCAUCGAUCGGAAUCAAUCGCUGGUGAAUCAAUCAGCUGGUGAAUUAACCGGCGAUAAAUUAGUUUAUAAACCGAGCGCACCUACACACAAACAUUAUUCAUUUGAGAUAAUUGUGUAAUUAAAGUGCGGUUAAUUGAAAUGAAUCUCAUAUCACCAAGAUGUGAUAAUAAUUUGCUUUGCAAAUUCACGAAUGGGAGACAAUUUUGUGAUUGAUGUGAAAGUUGAUUUUGGCUACCGUGUUCGGUUUUAGUGUGUGCUCGUUCUCUGUCAACAGUCGCACGUACAAUUUGAACUCGGCGCAACAGGUUAGUCAAGUGGUUGCAUCGUUUAGAACUUGAUUUCAACAUUUUUUAAAUUAAAUUGAAGUCACAAGGAAGAGUCCAUAAAAGAACAAUUUUUCGGCGAUUUACAAAUUUUUGUCGCUGAUCGAAGAUAGACUUAAUCGACAGAGAAAUUAAUUGACAUCGUAACGCGCAAGUGAAAAAUGACAUAAAGAUCAGACGGACGCAGUGCGAGGCGGAGAGUGUGCGACAUCCACCGGAAGCUGCAGCGGAGAUGCGUCAACAGUAAGACCGACAGAAAGAGAAAGAGAGUGAGCGAAAAUCCCCUCAAGAUGCAUCUACUCAUCUUUCCCUUUUUGCUGCUAUCUUUAACGGCUGGCGUGAGAUUUGGCAGCGGUCAUCUGAUAGACGGAAUUUUCACGGAACCGACUUUGGAACCGGGCUACAAUUUGGUUGCGGUUGUUCCGCGUGGCGCCUUGGCAUUGAACGUGACCGAACUCCGUCACACGCAGAACUAUCUUGCGAUUAGAUUGCAUGAUGGCAGUUACCUGUUGAAUGGAAAUUAUACUAUUAACUGGUCCGGUGAGUACAAGGCGGCCGGAACAACGUUUAUCUAUCUACGUCAGGGUUCUCAGAAUUUAGAGAGUUUUUCUGCCGCCGGACCAUUACAGGAACCUAUAGAUGUCAUGGUUUUAUAUCAAGAACCAAACCCUGGAAUUGUUUAUCGAUACGUCAUUUCUGGAAAUACGAAUCUACCGAGAAGUCAUCUUGCUCAUAACACAGUUUCAAAUAAAGGCAUUGAGUCUGGUUUGAAAACUAGAAGAGUCGAGACUGGACCUGGAUUGAGCAAUGUAACAACUCCAUAUUUACCUCGGCGUUACAAAAGAAGAAAAUUUUCUUGGAAGGCGAUUGGUUAUAGCGAUUGCAGUAAAUUAUGCGGCGGAGGUGUUCAGACACUUAGACACGUGUGUAUUAAAGAACACACGCAGCAGCAGGUGCCGGAGAAGAGAUGUCAUGCGUUAGAAAAGCCGCGGGAAGUUCGUCUGAGAUGCAAUACUAGGCCAUGUCCGCCCAGAUGGCGCGGCGGACCAUGGAGUGACUGUUCUACUUCCUGUGGUUCCGGAGUUCGCACUCGGGAACUCGAGUGCGUUCAGGAGGUGAAACCUUCCUUAACGAUGCGAAUCGCUGAUGGUGCUUGCACAAAAUCGAGAGAUUUGCUGACAAGUGAAGUGUGCGAAAUGCCAGCGUGUGAAGAAAUCAAGCAGACGUCGACGCAGACGUCCUCUCAAACAUCGUCACCACGAUGGACUGUCGGCGAUUGGUCCCAGUGCUCCACGUCUUGCAGCAUAGGGAAAAGAACGAGAGUCGUAACUUGCAUUACUCAUGAUACUCCGUGUGAUCUUUCGGAGAAGCCUGAAAUACAUGAAAUCUGCGACUUAGGACCGUGUUUAGCGAAAUCAACGCCAUUAAGUAUCGUUUCUGCGAAUAUUCAGAGCCCGCAAUGGUUAUUUACUGAAUGGUCUAACCAGUGCUCGGCGGAAUGUGGAAUAGGAAUUCAAACUAGAAGGGUUUUUUGCGAGGUAGGCGCUGAGAAAGAAUACUGUGAUGAAUCUAUCCGACCCGAAAUUUCCAGAGGUUGCGCAAGUAACAGAACUUGUAGCGGUCAAUGGUUCACAGGACCGUGGACGAAGUGUUCCUCAAGCUGUGACUUGGGUGAGCAAGUUAGAGAUGUGGUUUGUGUUACAAGUCUUCGAGGUUCUCUACGUGUCGUCUUAGACAUGAAUUGUCCUGCGAACAAGCCGGAAACUAGGAAACCUUGCAGAGAACAUCCUUGCGUAUCUACCUGGUUUAUAUCGGACUGGACGACGUGUUCGCGAUCCUGUGGUAAAGGUAUUCAAAAACGAGAAGUGCGAUGCUUAAAUCCGGACGGUCAAUUACCAGAACCUCAUCAAAUUCAUUGCCGAGAGGACGAUCGACCGAUAUCUCGAAGGACAUGCAACGAUUAUCCUUGCAAGGACGAUUUACGUAUGUCUGAAAAUUCUCACAGGGUUAUUCAGGACGAUCCUGAAAUCACAAAUGGUGUUGAGAACAAUCCACUUUGCAAGGAUAAAAUAGCUAACUGUAAUUUAGUCACGCAAGCUCGGCUCUGCUCUUACCAAUUUUAUCAAGAGUCUUGCUGUCUAUCGUGUUCUCGAACCAAGCAAGAUUUGGAGUAGAAACUUAUCGACAAUUAUGUUUUACGAUGACGCUUCAAUGCAAAAAUUUGCCUUUAGUAGUAUUCUCUGUUAACAUAUCGUCAAUUAGAACUCGUUUUCAUUGUUUACCAAUUACCAGAUAAUUUUUAUGAUUUAAUAAAUACAUCUAUAUAACAAAACUUUUGUACGUUUUAUAUGCGUUUCUAUAUAUAGAAAUAUAGAUAUAAUGCUAUGCGUGCGCAUACGAAUAAUUUAAUACGAAGUUCACGAAUUCGUAGAUAUAAGUGUCAGAAAAAAACAGAAAGAGACUGAUCGCGCGUAAUUGCUGAUUCGUUUAAUAGUAAUGCAGCAUUAUUGCAGAUUUAAGUUCACACUGUUCUCAUAUAACCAUAAAUGUAUAUCGAGCAUUAAUAAAAAUGUUGCGCUUUUUUCA
Nylanderia fulva is the source of this 3134-nucleotide messenger RNA. RefSeq names its product thrombospondin type-1 domain-containing protein 4. NCBI's taxonomy places the organism in Eukaryota, Metazoa, Arthropoda, Insecta, Hymenoptera, Formicidae. Gene Ontology annotation, molecular function: metalloendopeptidase activity. The record is from RefSeq and is a predicted model, not a curated record. Gene Ontology annotation, biological process: extracellular matrix organization; proteolysis. Gene Ontology annotation, cellular component: extracellular matrix.